Messenger RNA from Rubroshorea leprosula, 2003 nucleotides. Lineage: Eukaryota; Viridiplantae; Streptophyta; Magnoliopsida; Malvales; Dipterocarpaceae. The record is from the annotation of a GenBank genome assembly.
ACUCAGAAUGUUGAAUCUGCGAUUGGGAUUAGUUUUAUCUCUAUCUAUGCUCUUUUUGCUUUCGAUACGGUCUCAGGCUGCUGUAUCAAGCAUAGGUCUAGGUUCAGAUUGGCUAAAAGUGGCUGUGGUAAACCUAAAACCAGGACAGAGUCCAAUCUCGAUUGUCAUAAAUGAGAUGUCCAAGUGCAAAUCUCCAGCAUUGGUGGCGUUCCAGUCUGGAACUCAGUUACUCGGGGAAGAAGCAGCUGGAAUUGUGGCCCGUUAUCCUGAUAAAUUAUAUUCCCAGCUGAGGGACAUGGUUGGAAAACCAUAUAAACAUGUCAAGGGUUUUAUUGAUUCAAUGUACUUGCCAUUUGAUAUUGUUGAAGAUUCUAGAGGUGCUGUGAGAAUCAAAAUCGAUGGUAAUGUUGCUAGUUAUUCAAUUGAGGCGUUACUCGCAAUGAUUUUGAGUUAUGCAGCAAAUUUAACUGAGUUUCAUUCAAGAGUGCCAGUUAAGGAUGCAGUGAUUUCAGUGCCACCCUACUUUGGACAGGCAGAGGGAAAGGGGUUGCUCCAGGCAGCACAGUUGGCAGCGAUUAAUGUACUUUCUUUGGUAAAUGAGCAUUCAGGUGCUGCGUUGCAGUAUUGGAUUGACAAAGAUUUUUCAAACGAGUCAAGGCAUUUUGGAAAGACUGUUUCUGACAACCAAUUUCAGGUUAAGGAUGUUAGAUGGGACUCAGAACUCGGUGGCCAGAACAUGGAAUUGAGGUUGGUGGAGUACUUUGCUGAUGAAUUUAAUAAACAACUCAGAAAUGGGGUUGAUGUGAGGAAGUCUCCUAAGGCAAUGGCUAAAUUGAAGAAACAGGUCAAACAUAGAAAAGAAAUUCUAAGUGCAAAUACAAUAGCUCCAAUAUCCAUUGAGUCCUUCUAUGACGAUAGGGACUUCAGAAGCACCAUAACCCAUGAGAAGUUUGAAGAGCUCUGUGAAGAUCUCUGGGAGAAUUCUCUUACGCCUGUGAAAGAAGUUCUCAAGUAUUCUGGUUUGGAAGUGGAUGACAUAUAUGCAGUGGAGUUGAUUGGAGGAGCAACUAGGAGCAGUGCUAGGUGCACUCGCCUGUUGCACUCUCCGCCCAACACUUCCCCUUUCAUUGGCCCACAAGCGAGGCAGUUCAGCUCGGCAGCAGUAGAGCAACCCAGCUCGGCAGCGGUAAAGUUCAAAGCAAUGCUCCAGCUCGGCAGCAGCAAAGCAGCCCAGCUCGGUAGCAGCAAAGCGGCCAAGCACAGCAGCAACAAAGCAGUCCAGCUCGGCAGCAACAAAGCAGUCCAGCUCGGCAGCGCCAAAGCCCAAAGCAGCGCACCAGCUUGGCAGCAGCACAACAGCCUAGCUCAACAGCAACCAAACGGUCCAGCUCGGCAGCAACAAAGCAGUCCAGCUCGGCAGUGCCAAAGCCCAAAGCAACACACCAGCUUGGCAGCAGCACAACAGCCUAACUCGACAGCAACCAAACGGUCCAGUUCGGCAGCAACAAAGCAGUCUAGCUCGGCAGCGGCAAAGCUCAAAGCAGUGCACCAGCUCGGCAGAAGCAAGGCAGUCCAGCACCAUUUAGCCUUUCUCAGCAAACCAACUGCUUAAUUUCACUACACAAACAACUGUUUUUCCAGCGUCCACCACUUUCACUGCCUUCAUUCUUUUCUCCAUUACUCCAUAUUUUCUAAGAUUGCAUCAUUUUUGAAUAAAAUCUCUUUCAUUUUCUGCAACCAUUUGCACAAGUUUCACCAGAUCUUAGGAAGUAAAAUCUACUACAUUUUUGCAACCCUCUAAAGACCUACUCAAAAGUCUUUUUUUUUUUCUUUCCCCCAGAUUUUAAUUUCUCCAUAAUCUUUUUUCUUUUUCUUUUUAGCUUUUGGAUUUUACUGUUCUCCUUCCAAAGGAUUCGAUUCUAGAUAUUGGUUUUCUGCCUUUAUAACUUUGCAUUUUGGUUUCUACUUCACAUAUAUGUAAUUAAUGAAAAUUGAUUUUGAAG